UUCGCUCUUCUUAUUUUUUCUCAUUCUCAGCGCCACCACCGAAUGCGUGCUCUCCAAGUCACCAUUCCAAAACCCUAGAUCUCAGUCUCAUCUCCUUCUCGAUCUCACAUCUCAUUGGAGCUUUGAAUCGAUUGGUAUUGCCUCCGUUCUCAUUCACCCUCUGAAUCUCCGGUUUUCCUCCUGUUCAUCUUUAAUCUGUUGGAUUGUUUUCGAUCUGUGUCGAUUGGAUCUGCCGUUUUUGUUUUUGAUUGGAUCGAUUUGGAGAAGCCUGAAUUAUACCUGCAUUGUUUGAGAUUUAUUGGUUUUGAUUGAUAAUCGGGGUUUUGAUCUUUGUUUUAAUAGCCAUUUGAGUAUUUUUGUGUGUGUAUGCGGAUGUUUUGUGAUUUUGUAGUUGAAAUCGAAGGAAAUUAGCGUGGCUGCGUAAAGCUCUGGUUUUUAUUUAUUUUCGCCUGUUGCUUUUUAGCUUAGUUUUAAAUUUUAUUCGUUGUUUUAUUGAUUAUUUUGGGAAUUUUAAGCGGAUUUUGGGGGUUUUUUUUCAUUGAUUGGAAUUAUUGGAAGUGGGAAUGGAGCAUAGUUAGUGGGUGUUGAGUAGUAAUGGCGGCGCCAUCGGGGAACGCGGGGGCUGUGGCUCCCGAGAAAAUGCAGUUCCCUGGCGGUGGAGAAUUGCUUGCCGACCGGCAGAUGCUGGCGGACGAGCGGGAUGUGUUCAUCUCAUGGCUCAAAGGUGAGUUUGUGGCUGCAAACGCUAUUAUAGAUGCGUUGAUUCAUCAUCUGAGGGCCACGGGCGAGCUGGGGGAAUACGAACAUGUGUUUAGUGUCAUCCAGCAGCGGCGAUUUCAUUGGACCCCAGUUCUCCACAUGCAGCACUAUUUCUCGAUCGCGGAUGUCUGGAAUGCGCUGCAGCAUGCUGCUUGGAGAAAGCAGCAGCGGCGGCAGUUUGAGCAUCCGGCGCUGGAGAAGGAGUUUAAAAGGCCGGGAUAUGGACAUCGGCAGGGACAGGGACACCGUCUUGAGAAUAUUAAGGGGAGCAACAGUUCUCUCGCUUUGUCUGCCAGAGAUGGAGAGAAAGGGGAAGAAAAGACUAAGAAAAGCCAAGAAGGGAAACUGAAGGGAGAAGAACUAUUAUCGGAAGGGAAGAGCGUGGAAGUUGCGACUGAAAGAGAAGUAGUGGGUGACAACCCUAGUUCUGAUGUAGACUUCAGUGAAAAGGAUGGAGAGCAUCAGGUUGAAGCUGGGUGUGGUAAAUUGGAUCCUGCUGCUAGCAAGGGUGAUUGUGACAAAUCACAUUUGUCAAGGACCAGCAAUGAGGCUUGUGGGCAUGGUGUUGGUGGAAUUCCAGCUCAAGGGGAGAAACAUUAUCAUUGUCCAGUUCCCAAAGAAUUUUUCAGCAAGGAAGCAAAUGAUGGGAAAAUGGGAAACAUAGUUGAAGGUCUUAAGCUGUAUGAAAAGCUGCUUGAUAGCUCCGAAGUUUCGAAACUUGUUUCAUUGGUGAAUGAGUUGCGAGUUGCUGGUCAAAGAGGUGAAUUUCAAGCAGGCCCUACAGUUGUAGUACACAAGAGACCAAUGAAGGGACAUGGGAGGCUAAUGAUUCAGCUGGGUAUCCCUGUUGCUGAAGCGCCUCUGGAGGAUGAAAAUUUUUCUGGAGCCUCAUGGGAAAGGAGGGUGAAAGCUAUUCCUAGCUUGCUGCAGGAUGUUCUUGAUCGUGCCAUUGACCUGCACAUUCUAUCUGACAAACCUGAUUUUUGUGUUGUGGAUUUCUUUCAUGAGGGGGAUCAUUCACAGCCGCACCUGUGGCCACUUUGGUUUGGUAGGCCUGUUUGUAACUUAUUCUUGACAGAAUGUGACAUGGUUUUCGGUAAAUCUGUCAGAAUUGAUUCCGUGGGAGAUUAUAGAGGUUCUCUUAAGCUUUCUCUCACACCAGGGGACCUUCUUGUUAUCCAAGGUAGGAGUGCAGAUGUGGCACGGCAUGCCAUCCCAUCCUUACGCAAGGAACGGAUUCUUUUGACAUUUGGAAAGCAUCAACCCAUGAAGAAUGCCCCAUCUGAAGCCCUCUCUUUUCCUUCAUCAACCACACCGCCACCCUCUCAUUUGGGACCACCACAAAUUAGAUCUCCAGGACUCACUCGCCAUCCUAGUCCAAAGCCUUACGGAGCUGCUCCCACUACUGGUGUUCUUCCAGCCCCAUCUAUCCGGCCUCAACAUAUGCCACCACCAAAUGGAAUUCAACCAAUAUUUGUUGCACCGGCACCAGUUGCUCCCUGUCCCUGUAACUUACACUGCACACAUCCCAGUACCACCGACAUCAUCUGGGUGGACGAGGGCAGCUCCUCCAAGGCAUCCUGCUCCACGACUACCGCUUCCUGGCACCGGAGUCUUCCUUCCUCCAUCAGGGCCAGGCCUUUUUCCUCCCGCAUCUCAACUGUCAAUGACACCAACAUCUAAUGAAGCCAACUGUGCACCAGAGGUUACUGAGAAUUACAAUGGGGCCAAUAAACACUCAGAUAACAACAAUGCUCCUCCAAGGAAUAGGCUGUGAUGGAACACCACACAAAUUGGGAUCAAAUGGAAACACAAACGAUGGUUCCAGUCCCAGUGGAAGGGCAAAUGGUAAGGAUGAACAGCAAUGUAGCAAUACCAGGAGGAAAGUGGCAAACAAGGCAACAACCAGUGCAUCUUGAUAAAUGAUUAAGAUCAACAAUCUAAGCUAGUUCUAUAGAAGAAGGGUAUAAUACACAGGAAAGGAUUGUCUGCAUAGAUGCAUUGAGCUUGUCAAAGUGUAAAAAGCGGCAGCCAUCGGAGGUCUCGGAACAAUUCCACCGGUUCCCUUUCAUCCGUUUCUUUGAAAUCCAGAACCUUUUAUUUUUAUUUCGUGGUUCCAAGUCUGGGAUGUUUGUCCUUAGUGGCUUUCUCGUUGACAUUUUUGUAGUGGAGUUUGUGGAACAUGUAUGCUCUAGUCUUUAGGAACUUCACUGGAAUGAAUGAGAAUUGCUAUUAGUUCUCAACUAUCUUAUGCAGUCUUUGUUGCCGGCACUGUCACUUUUAUUUGCAGAUAUGUUAAAAUGGCAGUUGAUAUUGGGACU
Dioscorea cayenensis subsp. rotundata (Guinea yam) is the source of this 3080-nucleotide messenger RNA. RefSeq names its product RNA demethylase ALKBH10B-like. The record is from RefSeq and is a predicted model, not a curated record. Gene Ontology annotation, molecular function: demethylase activity; mRNA binding. Gene Ontology annotation, biological process: mRNA catabolic process. Lineage: Eukaryota; Viridiplantae; Streptophyta; Magnoliopsida; Dioscoreales; Dioscoreaceae.